This is a messenger RNA of Protobothrops mucrosquamatus (brown spotted pit viper), 1203 nucleotides long. Its product is annotated as transmembrane protein 151B-like. Lineage: Eukaryota; Metazoa; Chordata; Lepidosauria; Squamata; Viperidae. The transcript is spliced from 4 exons. The record is from RefSeq and is a predicted model, not a curated record. The annotation marks the transcript as partial.
AUGGCGCCCCUCGAUCGCUUCCCACCCGCGCGCCUCGAUCCACUCCGCCCCGCGCGGAAAAGGAUCGACGAGGUUCCCUCUGAUUGGCUGAGCCGCAAGGCUGGGAAAGAUGGCCGAUCCCGAGCGGUGCUGGGAGUUGUAGUUCAGGCGACCUCUGAAGAUGACAUAAAAGAUCAGCAACGUCCUCUGAAGCAGUCUCUCAGCAGCUCGCUGUGCCGCGAGUCCCACUGGAAAUGCUUAGUGCUCACCCUCCUGAUGUUCGGCUGCUUCGGCGUCAUGGCCUGGUGCCGCCUCUCGACAGUGACCCGCCUGAACUACGACAACUCCUACCGAGGAGCAUCUCUGGUGUACCACGACAGCCCGUGCUCCAAUGGAUACAUCUACAUUCCGCUGGCCUUCUUGAGCAUGUUGUACGUGGUGUAUCUGGUGGAAUGCUGGCACCGGUUCGCCAAGGGACAGAGUCAGUAUCGGGUGGACACGGCGAGCGUCUACGACAAGGUGCAGCGCAUGCAGCAGGCCACCCCUUGCAUCUGGUGGAAAGCCGUCAGCUACCACUACAUCCGCCGUACGAGGCAAGUCACGCGUUAUCGCAACGGUGACGCUUAUACGACCACCCAGGUUUACCACGAGCGGGUCAACACCCACGUCUCUGAGACGGAGUUUGACUACUCGGGCCACGGGGUGAAGGAUGUCUCCAAGGAGCUACUGGGCCUCUCGGAUUACCCCGUGACCAAACUCCGCUUUACGAAAUGCUUCAGCUUCGCCACGGGCGAGGCGGAAGCCGCCUACCUGACGCAGAGGGCCCGGUUCUUCGGCGAGAACGAGGGCUUGGAUGACUACAUGGAGGCCCGCGAAGGGAUGCACCUCAAAAACGUGGACUUUAAGGAGCACAUGUUGGUCUUCCCGGAUCCGGGGCGCCCACCUUGGUACACGCGCCGGAGUGUCUUCUGGCUGGCCUCUUUCCUCCUGCUGUCCUGGCCGCUGAGAGUGUUGUCUGAAUACCGUACGGCGAACGUACAUUAUCACGUGGAGAAACUCUUUGGGGCAGACGACGGGCCCAGCCCGCUGGAUGCCGCGGGGAGCUACGGGCGGCGCAUCUCGCGUGUCAACACAGUGGACAUGACCGAACUGGAAUGGCACAUCCGUUCUAACCAGCAGCUGGUACCCAGCUACUCCGAGGCCGUGUUGAUGGACACCACGACG